AUGCCGUUUAAAAAAGAUUUGCGGCUUUUAUUGAAGCCUUACUAUUUCAUGAACAUUUUACUCAGCCUUUCGUAUAUUGUCUCAAAGCGUGUACCAAUUGUGUGUAAUUAUGUAUUUGUGCAAGCUGAAUGUGAACUUGACGGGAGGGAAACAGAGAUUCUGUUUUUUCUCAUGAUAGUCAUAAUGAUAAGGACACGAAAAACUGGAAGUGUUACUAUGAUAAGCUAUUUAUCAUCCAGUUUUGUUUACACUAAAGUAGCAAACUUGAUUCUUUGGUUCUAUGCGGAUAUUCGCAUGGGAAUAAUAUUUGCAAUUAUAUUCAUUUUGUGUGGUCUACUAUUCCCAGAGCCAACAUAUCAGGGCCCAGAAAAAGUAACUUAUCUACGAGGUGCAAAUGGAUUACAGGAAGAAUUGCAUCGUGAUACAAGAGUUGUUUGGCUGGUUGCAUUCUACACAGCUUGGAACCCAGCUUGUGUUAAUUUUGCACCAAUAUUUUCUGAGCUUUCUGCAGAGUAUGCUUUGGGGAAUCUAAAGUUUGGAAAAGUGGACAUAGGAAGGUAUCCAGAUGCAGGGGUGAAGUAUCACAUCAGUGAUGCCAGCACCAGCAAACAGCUUCCUACUUUAAUUUUAUUUAAAGAAGGGAAAGAAUCUGAAAGACGUCCAUACGCGGAUCAUAAAGGCAAAUUGGUUAAAUUCCUUUUUUCAUUGGACAAUAUAAAAGCAGCAUUUGACCUGAACAAUGUCUACAAAGAUUGUAAAAAAAAUCCGAUCAAGAGGAAGGAAAAAAAAGCUGUGAAGGCCGAAUGACCUAAUCAAUGUUUCUAGACGUUUGGUGAAAUGUUUACGAAUGUAAUAGCACUGCCAAUAACUUUAACCGAAAAAAUUACUUCUGUGUAGAAUGGACGUUUAGUGUACCGGUGUAUCGCGCAAAUUUUUCAUUUAUAGUGAAGUCACGAAGGAUUGUAAAUACUUUCAUUAUACUUUCAAUCAUCACACGCAUUUUUAUGCAUCGCUGUGUUCUAUUAGUGAAUAUCGGAUGUUAAUGUAGGACAGGACAAUGAUAAUAUAUUAACAUACACACACAAAAAACAAGAAAGAAAACAGCUAUUAUUAAA
Messenger RNA from Habropoda laboriosa, 1115 nucleotides. RefSeq names its product thioredoxin-related transmembrane protein 2 homolog. Gene Ontology annotation, cellular component: membrane-bounded organelle. The transcript has 5 exons. Bases 1 to 807 code for a protein of 268 amino acids. The record is from RefSeq and is a predicted model, not a curated record. Lineage: Eukaryota; Metazoa; Arthropoda; Insecta; Hymenoptera; Apidae. Gene Ontology annotation, molecular function: disulfide oxidoreductase activity.